Molecule: messenger RNA, 1603 nt
Organism: Camellia sinensis
Lineage: Eukaryota; Viridiplantae; Streptophyta; Magnoliopsida; Ericales; Theaceae
Biological process (GO): transmembrane transport
Source: RefSeq, a predicted model, not a curated record
UUUUUUCUUUUUUGUUUUGGACAAUUUUCACAGUCAUCAUUCAAAAACUCAAAAAACUUCGGUGUCUCGGACAAAGACAAGGGGGAUAUUCUCUAAAUGUUCCAAAAAAAUUCGAUCUUUUUCAACUGACAAUGAUUUCCCAACUCCGUUAUUUUCAUCCUAGGGUUUAGCCACCAUGAUUCCGUGUUCUAGGGUUUCAAUUCUCGCGGAGGAGAGAGAGAGUGAGCGAGCUGCUGCUGCUUUGGAAAUGGAAGCCCGAGUGAGCGUGUGUGGCCGCGGAGCGCUGGUUGACGGCGGCACCAGGAAGUUCUUGCAACCGCUCCACCACCAGCAACAGCAAACGCCGCCGUCGUUGAAUCGGCAGACACAGAUUGGGACGGUGCCGCAGCUCCUCGCCGGCGGCUUCGCCGGCGCUUUUAGCAAGACCUGUACCGCUCCCCUUGCUCGCCUCACCAUUCUUUUUCAGGUGCAAGGUAUGCACUCUGAUGCUGCAGCAUUGAGCAAGCCUAGCAUAUUGCAUGAAGCUUCGCGUAUUGUUAACGAAGAAGGCUUUAGGGCAUUUUGGAAAGGGAAUCUAGUGACAAUCACUCACCGUCUUCCUUAUUCUUCAGUCAAUUUCUAUGCUUAUGAGCGAUACAAAAGUUUGUUGGAAUCAAUUCCCAGUCUACAAAGUCAAGGUGGUUUUGCGGGUGCAGAUAUUUUUGUGCACUUUGUUGGUGGUGGGUUAGCUGGAAUGACAGCUGCCUCUGCCACUUAUCCAUUGGAUCUUGUCAGGACUCGUCUUGCAGCUCAGAGGAGCACAAUAUAUUAUCAGGGCAUUUGGCAUGCAAUUCAUACCAUUUGCAGAGAUGAAAGUUUUUUUGGCCUGUACAAAGGACUUGGAGCAACAUUGCUGAGUGUUGGACCCAGUAUAGCAAUAAGCUUCUCUGUUUAUGAGACACUGAGAUCUUAUUGGCACUCUCAAAGGCCCGGUGAUUCUACUGUCAUGGUUAGCCUUGCUUGUGGCAGUCUUUCUGGGAUUGCAUCAUCAACAGCAACAUUCCCUUUGGAUCUCGUCAGGCGAAGGAUUCAGUUGGAAGGUGCUGCUGGCCAAGCCCGUGUCUAUAAUACGGGCCUAUUUGGAACAUUUAGGCAUAUACUCCACACAGAAGGGCCAAGGGGGUUAUAUAGAGGAAUUCUGCCUGAAUACUACAAAGUUGUUCCUGGCGUAGGAAUUGUUUUCAUGACCUACGAGACGCUGAAGAAGCUUCUUUUGCAUGGGCCUUCAAAUAGUUAGUUGUUCACCCAGUCUUCAUAUGUUAAAGGAAAAGAUGAGGAUCAGUUGGUUUAAGACACAGUAGGUAGAAAAAAGUUUUUCCCAUAUUUUUUAUUUUAUUUUUUUAAAAAAAAAGAAGAGAAAAGAAGAAGGUAUUUGCUGAGAAGUCCCAUGGUGGUAAAUUUUGUGGUUGCUGCCAUGAAACAUAGUAUUUUUAUGUAUAGGUUAUUAGAUGGUAUUGUGAGAAUCAUAUCAAUUGUACCUAUCUACUACCAAUACAUAAUUGAAACAUUUUCAUUCAUUGAUGAUUGUAUAAUCACAGGAGAAUUUUUGUUGCAGAACAUUUAA